AUGCAGGAUUCUCUACUCUCCUCUGUCUCCUCCUUCCAUACCAAAAAGAUAACCGUGACUGAUCCAAACAGGUUUUCACACCAUGGUUCUAUUCCGGAAACAAUGUACCGGUCUGUUUCUCAGGAAAGUAGACUUAUGUCUGAAUACAAAUUGCUUCCUCCAAAGACUCCGCGAACAUUGGCUCCUGAGAUGCAAGCACCCUUAGACGAGGUUGAGAAACCUGCCAAACGAGGGAAUAAAUCCAUUCUUAAGAAAGAAGACACUGAAGAUACCUCUUCCAAACCCGCUAAGUCCAAGAAAAGGAAAGCUAAAAAAGGUGAUUCCUCUGUUCCCAAGAAAGUAAAGAAAAUGGCUCGUAGAAAACAAACUCCACCUUCCCAUUCUGAACAGAAAAAUGAACUGGAGAGAAAGAGGAAGAACAACACAAAGACAACAGUUAAGGUUUCGGUUGCUCCUCCGCCCCCAACUUCAUCACAACCUACUUCUACAGUUGCUCUGCCACCACCUGUAUGCACAAUACCAAUAUCUACUUCUCCUCUUCCACCUCCCAUUAUUUCCGAAACGACCGAAGCAACUAUCACCUCUAUACCCAUCAUUACCACCACAACCGAUUCUUCAGUUAACGUCAACACAUCUGAUGUGGGGGCGAAGACUGAAGAACCUCCUAAAGUCACACCUUAG
Molecule: messenger RNA, 681 nt
Organism: Lactuca sativa (garden lettuce)
Lineage: Eukaryota; Viridiplantae; Streptophyta; Magnoliopsida; Asterales; Asteraceae
Source: RefSeq, a predicted model, not a curated record